This is a messenger RNA of Aspergillus heteromorphus CBS 117.55, 2464 nucleotides long. RefSeq lists its product as uncharacterized. Lineage: Eukaryota; Fungi; Ascomycota; Eurotiomycetes; Eurotiales; Aspergillaceae. The transcript is spliced from 2 exons. Bases 36 to 2297 code for a protein of 753 amino acids. The record is from RefSeq and is a predicted model, not a curated record.
GGUAACCCGCACCCCUCCCCUCGGAACCCCCUCGCAUGGCCAUGGCCAAGGUCGACGCCGCGGGGGACGGGGAGUCCGUCUCGGUGGCCGCCACGCCGACCCCCGGCCUCCCCAAAGCCCCCGUCGAGGCUCGUUCGCUGUCCUCCAUCACUGCCGUCGCCUCCAACCCCCCCGCCUAUCCGCGCAAUCCCACCCAGAAGAAACUCGAUCCGCUGGUCUUGUACAUCGUGCGCGUCCCGGGCAGUCGAGAUGUUUUCCUGUCCCCCUUAAAACCACCGACCAAGGCCAGCGUCUCUGCAGAGGCCAUCAAUGCCUCCCUUUACUAUCUGCAUGUUGCGACUCCCGACGAUGAGGUCCUUCUCGAGGAAUACGAGCAGGAGCGCGAAGAAGAGGCCAGGCUGCGGAAAGAAGAGCUCGGGGACGACGCAGAGGUUUCCCCCUCGCCUGAGCUUGCGCGACUGAACAACGUCAGGCGCAAGCCUGUGCCGGGCGCUGGUAAAGCUGGCAAUCCGGUGACGGCCGAUGCGGGUGCCCCUCCUCCCCCUCUCCCCGCUCGUCCGCGUCCGACGUCGUGGCAGUCGCAGGAGACCAGGUCGCCCUCACAGAUGCCAGACUACCUGCAGCGACCUCCCAUGCCGCCUCGUCCCAGCUACCAGGGCGAUACUACACCGGGCGAAUCCAUCUGUGCACCGCCACGCUCCGUUCCAAUAACCUUCGAUGACUUUCUCGAACCCACCCGAACAGAAGAUGCCGCGGCCGUUCAGAAUGCGCGCCCUUCGCGCCCGCUCCCCCCCGUCCCUAGAGAGGAUCCUGUGUUGGGAUCGCCCAUAGACCCCGUCCCGGCGAAGAAAGCCAAUCGUUGGAGCGCAGCGCUGUCGGGGUACCUGGCGCGAGGCGAGGAAAAGUGGAGGGAGAAGUACGAGGCUAGUCGCCAUAGUUUGGAUUCCAGAAGGCCUCAGAUCCGGCCACAUUCAGCCCACGGGAGUCCAUCGCGAACCCAUCUGGAAUCGCCAGUCAGAAGCCCUCCGCAAAGCCCGGGGCAGUCGCCCGCCCUGAGACCGCACGACCACCGGGCCCCUGCUCCCCGGGGCUUCCAUAUCACACUGAUCCGUCGUGACCCUACGCACGGCAGUCAGUGGAAUGUCGCGACCAUGUCGACCCCCCGGCUCGAUAACGGCGCCAUCGACAUCGACAUCUUCACCCCAGGCUACAACCGGUUCAUAGCGCAGAAUGAGCCGUUCUCCUUAGCCAGCCUGGGCAAGAGCCUCCCACCCAACGGCCGUCCCAUCUCCCUAGCAUCCUUCAAGCCCCAGGCCGACCCGGCAACUCCCAUCCCAACAUCCGCCCCCAACGAGCCCUCCCACCCCCGCCGCUUCCAUCGCAAGCUCUGCGUCUCCCGACCCUACUUCAACGACGAAGCCCGCGGCGGCUCUCUCGACCUCCCCGGUCGCCCCUCCCUCGACAGCAUCGCCAGCGGCAGUCCCACGAUCUCCCACGCCCCGGGCCACCACUCCAAGCUGAAAAGCGGCUACUACACCUUCACCUCUCCCUGGAACGGCAUCUGCACAUUCUCGACCAGCGUCAAUGGCCGCAGCCUAAAAUGCAAGCACAUGAUCCCCACCCCGGGCAUCCCCACCCCCAGCUCCAACCAAUCCUCCAUGCCCGAAUCCCCCGCCGUCACCGUCGCGGAAAUCCGCUUCAACACUCCCUUCCAGCCCGGCCACCUGCACCAACCCCCAGGUCCCUCCCACAUCUCCCCUUUCGCCCUCAGCCAAGCCUCCGCCUUCCGCGACCAACCCUCCUCCGCCCACCCCGCUUCUCCACCCACCGAACCAUCGUAUCUCACCUCCCCGCAAUCUCCAGCCGCCACAACUACCACCGCCGCCCCCUCCUCCUCUAAACGCUCCUCCCUCGCCCAAUUCCUUAAUCCAAACAACCAUACUCGUCCCCGCGCUCGUUCCGGCGCCAGUAUCACCUCCAUCUCUGGUGGCGGUGCCAGCGGUGCUCACCACUCGCGCAACCCCUCCAACAGCAGUACCAGCAGCGGUGGUGGUGGUGGUGGUGGUGUUGGUGUUGGCGAUCCCUUGCAGCACGAGAAAGAGAAAACGGGCCCUCUGCGCCGUCCACCCAGCGACGACCGUCUCGAUCUUUCUCUUGCGCGCGAGCGAGCGGGGGGCGGUAUGCGCGGGAAAUCCGCUAAAUUGGGGAAGUUAAUAAUUGAGGAUGAGGGCAUCAAGAUGUUGGAUUUGGUGGUUGCUGCAGGAAUGGCGGUUUGGUGGAGGGGGUAUUAUUAUUGAUUGUUGAUUUGACUCUGGGUGGAUGGGUGUAUGGGUGCUUGUGGUAUAUGGGGUGGUGGGUUAUUGGGUUGUGGAGGUUGUAUUGUGUUCGAAGUGCAUUGGAUUGGAUUGGAUUGAGUUGAGUCUCUUCUCCUUAUUCUUCUUCUUGUUGUUUUUUUUUUUUUUUU